Molecule: messenger RNA, 1281 nt
Organism: Fonsecaea multimorphosa CBS 102226
Lineage: Eukaryota; Fungi; Ascomycota; Eurotiomycetes; Chaetothyriales; Herpotrichiellaceae
Exons: 1
Coding region: 1-1281 (426 amino acids)
Biological process (GO): L-leucine catabolic process
Molecular function (GO): flavin adenine dinucleotide binding; 3-methylbutanoyl-CoA dehydrogenase activity
Source: RefSeq, a predicted model, not a curated record
AUGGCGUCAACCCUAAUCCCAAGACUUGCCCGCUCAGGAGUACGCAUCUCUCGAAGCUUUCCGUCUAGAGCUGCAGUACGAGCGGCAUCGACCACGUCGAAGCAUCCCGCCAACUUCACCCCUCCCACCACCGAAGACCUGUAUGAAUUGCGCGAGCGCGUCCAGGAAUUUACGAGACGCGAGAUCCCCGAAGAACUGGCCGCACGGACGGACCGAGAAAACGACUUUCCACACUUCAUGUGGAAGAAAUUAGGGGAAGCGGGCUUCCUGGGCCCGACAGCCGACGAGGAGUACGGGGGCUUGGGCAUGGGAUACCAAGCACACAGCGUGAUCAUGGAGGAGAUCUCGCGGGCUUCGGGGUCAAUCGGGCUGAGCUACGCGGCUCACUCGCAGCUGUGCGUGAACCAGCUUUCGCUGAACGGGACCAAAGAGCAAAAAGAACGAGUCCUGCCUGGUCUGAUCAGCGGGGACAAAGUGGGCGCGCUGGCCAUGUCGGAGCACUCGGCGGGCAGCGAUGUCGUAAGCAUGAAGACCACGGCGAAAGCUGUAGACGGGGGUUAUCGUCUGAACGGGACCAAGAUGUGGAUCACCAACGGGCCCGAGGCCGACUACAUUGUGGUGUACGCCAAAACGGAGCCCGAGAAGAAGAGCAAAGGCAUCACGGCCUUCAUCGUCGAAAAGCACUUUGAGGGUUUCUCGGUCGCGAGGAAGCUGGACAAGUUGGGCAUGCGCGGCUCCAACACGGGCGAACUCGUCUUUGACAAUGUCUUUGUCCCCAAGGAGAAUGUCUUGGGCGAAGUCAACAGGGGCGUCAGGGUGCUGAUGGAAGGGCUGGACCUCGAGAGACUGGUCCUUAGCGCGGGCCCCUUGGGCAUCAUGCAGGCCUGCCUGGAUCUGGUCCUGCCUUACACACACCAGAGAAAACAAUUCGACACCCCGAUCGCGCACAAUCAGCUGGUUCAGGGAAAGCUGGCUGACAUGUAUACCAAGCUCCAAGCUGCGAGAGCGUAUACCUACACCACAGCUAAAAAGGUUGACGAGGAAGGCGAGAUUCGCACCCAGGACUGCGCCGGGGCCAUUCUUUACGCCGCCGAAAGAGCCAGCGAAUGCGGGCUGGACGCGAUUCAGUUGAUGGGCGGCAACGGCUACGUCAACGAAAUCCCUGCGGGCAGAUUGUUGAGGGAUGCAAAGCUAUACGAGAUCGGUGCCGGCACCAGCGAGAUCAGGCGGAUGGUCAUCGGACGGGCGUUCAACAAGGAGUAUGCUGAUCAAGGCAUUUGA